This is a messenger RNA of Cladocopium goreaui, 1206 nucleotides long. The record is from the annotation of a GenBank genome assembly. Lineage: Eukaryota; Dinophyceae; Suessiales; Symbiodiniaceae.
CGAACCGACGAAGCAAGCGAAGCAAGUUGCGUUGCGGUGCCAUGGAUGGCUUGGAGCAGCGACGACAAGCUUUGCGUGCGGCCUUGAGGAAGGAACCCAUCACUUCACCGGACGUGCGGAUCGUUGAGGCUCGAGUGGCCGGCGGUCUCUUCCGCGCAGGUGAUGCGGUCUUGUGGGAGAAACUGCGCCUGUGCCAUGAUGGAGGUGCUUUCAACUUGCUGGUGGCACGUCCAACGGAGUGCACGAGAACUGCGGCCAUUUUGGUGAUGCAUCCGACUGGCAAAUCCAAGGAGUUCAUGGCCGAAGCAAUGGAAAGAUGGGCCAGGAAGGGCUUUCUGGCCAUCGCCUUUGAUGCGCCCUGGCACGGCGAGCGGGCCACGCCUUUGGCGGGCUUGAAGGAUCUGACGCUGAGUGCUUUGGGUCCUUCGCAAGUGAAAGAGAUCAGCAGCAGCGAAUCCUCUCGGCUGAAGAUCUACUUUGAUGCUUUGAUACGAGGAUGGCAUGAUGGCAGCGAGCGAUUUGUGAUGGACAUAGCUCGAGAUGCCCUGUGGGUUGUGGAUUACCUGUCCAUGAGACCCGACGUGUUGCAGGACUACAUCGCAGCCACCGGUGUGUCGCUGGGUGGUAUGGCUUGUUGGCUCCUGGCUGCUGCGGAUCCAAGGAUCUUCGCGGCUGCACCGGCCAUCGGGGUGCAGUCCUUCCACCAUGCGCUGGUGAACGACCUGUGGCAGGCACGUGUUGACUCGGUUCGGCCCACCUUUGAAGAAGCGGCAAAGGAGAUGGGCAAAGCAAGGAUCGAUCAGGAGGUGGUGAAAGCCGUGUGGGCGCGCAUUGCGCCAGGGCUCGCAGAGGUGGAUCCUUCCAUCAAAGAUGCCUUCGAUGCGCCCUUGACUCUGCCUUGCAUUGCUCCACGUCAUCUGCUGGUGCUCAACGGCGAGAAGGAUCCUCGCUGCCCACUGGAAGGACUUCAGCAGUCGCUGGCAGCCACGAAAGAGGCCUAUGAGCGCCUCGACGGCCAGGAGCGAUUGCGGGUCUACAUCCAAGAGGGAGUGGGGCACAUGAUGACCAAGCAAAUGUGGGAGAAAAUCGAUGACUUCUUCACCGCAACACUGAGCAGCAACGGCAAGCGGAAACGGCAAGCGCAACUCUGAGGUGUCCCUGCGGUCGGGUGGUUUUUCGGUGGUCACGGUGGUCACGGUGUCGCUC